UGUUACUCCUCCCCAUCUUCACUAGUGGUUUUGAAAAUCAGCAGAAGUUCUUAAUAUAUGUGAACAGACUAAAAAAAAAUCCUCACAAAUGAUGGCUACAGCUUCAGCUGAUCUACUGACCAUUACUCCAUACAAGGAAGUCCUCUGGAGUAACCAAACUAACCCAGCCGGAAAUGCAUCAGAAAGUCAAAACAAUGCCAGUUGUCCCUUAGAUGAAAACUCCCUGUCACUUGCUUUGAUAGUUUUUUACUCCAUUAUUUUUGUCAUUGGAUUGGUUGGAAAUAUGAUAGCCCUGUUUGCUUUUCUGUGCAUUCAUCAGAAAAGGAACUCUAUCCAAGUUUACUUGCUAAAUGUAGCUGUUGCAGACCUUCUGCUGAUCUUUUGUCUUCCCUUCCGAAUACUCUAUCAUGUUUCCAGAAACACCUGGAAGUUUGGACUGAUUUUAUGCAAGAGUGUAGGCACCCUAUUUUAUAUGAACAUGUAUAUCAGCAUAGUACUGCUGGGACUAAUUAGUUUAGAUCGUUACAUAAAGAUAAAUAAGUCUGUGAAGCGCCCUAAACUGUUAACUACUACACGAAGCAAACAUAUUUGCUGCACGGUGUGGGCAGUUGCACUAACAGGAUUUAUAGUAGUAGUCGCACCAGCUUUCUUGAAGAGUAAGGACAGCAAUUCUACCAUGUGCUUUCAUUACCGAAAUAAACAGAACGCAAAGACAGAAGCAAUUAUAAACUAUAUUAUUGUACUGAUUUUUUGGAUUGUUUUUUUCCUUUUGAUUCUUUCCUAUGUUAAAAUUGCCAAGAACCUUCUGAAAAUUUCGAGGAAAAGAGCAAAUUUUCCCAAUGCAGUAAAAUACAGCCAGACAGCAAGGAAUUCCUUCAUUGUGCUCAUUAUUUUCACCAUCUGUUUUGUCCCUUACCACGUGUUCCGGUUUGUAUACAUUACAUCCCAGUUACAGGAUCCAUCAUGCUACUGGAAGGAAAUCAUUCACAAAUGCAACGAGGUGAUGCUCAUAUUUUCAUCUUUUAACAGCUGCUUAGACCCAGUUAUGUAUUUCCUAAUGUCCAGUAGUGUCCGUAAGACUGUAUUGCAACUUAUUUGCAGAAGAAUUCAUGGAGAUUCAGGCAUAACCCUAGAAAGCACUUCAGAAAUAAAACUUGGACAAUAUACACAAGACCGAUUAUCUACCACCACUCCUCACUCAAGUUCUUUAAGGAAGAAAUACCUGAUUUGAUUGUCUAAAUGAAUAUACACCAGUUUCCCUCUGGCACCCCAGGACAUCAUUUGAAGAUUACCAAAUGCUAUACUGUACUGCUACUAAUCCUGCCUCUUUCUUCCUGUUAAAAAAUGAGAAGUCUUACUUCUGUUUGCAAAAAUGAGAAGUUACUUUUCAGAAGCAUUUCUCUUGUUUAUCCAAGAAAACAAAUAGGAAGUUCUCGGACAUCUUCUGCUGGACUAAACUAGAACACUAACUCUUUAAGAUUUCCACCAAGUGGUUUGAACCUGUAUAAAGAAUCUUGUGUAUAGACAUUAAUAUUACCAACUUGUGUCUGUAAAGAAUAGAUUUUGCAAAAAAAUUAAACCGUGUCUUGUUUGAAAGAGCUAUAUAAACCAUUGCAGAUUUUAUGUAAUCCUCUGAUUUAUUAGGUUCCAAAGAAUGGGAAUUUUAACUACAUU
Messenger RNA from Dryobates pubescens (Downy woodpecker), 1674 nucleotides. RefSeq names its product probable G-protein coupled receptor 34. The record is from RefSeq and is a predicted model, not a curated record. Gene Ontology annotation, molecular function: G protein-coupled purinergic nucleotide receptor activity. Gene Ontology annotation, cellular component: membrane. The transcript has 2 exons. The coding region runs from base 89 to 1231 and encodes 380 amino acids. Lineage: Eukaryota; Metazoa; Chordata; Aves; Piciformes; Picidae. Gene Ontology annotation, biological process: G protein-coupled receptor signaling pathway.